UCCCUCACUCCUUUCUGGCUGGGCUGGACAUUGGCGGUGAACGUCGAAGAGGAAGCAAGCAACGCCCGCGCUAGUCGAGGAGCGAAAGCGCCCAUCCAUCCCAACCUAGAGAUCUCCUAGAGCUCGGUCACGGUUUACACGCCAUUGCCAACCGGGACCGUGGGAGUCAUCAUGGCGGCGGUGCAGCAAUUGGAGCCUAUGCCGUCGCUGGCACGGCCGCAGAGCCUGAAUGGCAAUCCCUUCGGCAACGACGUUGAUAUGGAGCGCUCAUCGCCACCGAUUCAGCACGGCAUGCCGUUGUGCAGCGAACCAGAACGAGGAGACACCAGGAUCGCCGUCAUCAUUUACGGCCUUGGGCAGGAGAAGAUCGUUGGUGUCUUUGCCGAGGUUUUGGGGAAACCGUUGAGGACCAAGAACCGCUUCGAGGACGUCACCCAACACGAUCAGGACUGGGUCAUCGGGAUCCCGGCGGAGAGCGCAAAGGGCGAUAUUGCGACGCGUGAUAGAGGACUAAUUGUUGCCAUCAACGCCCAUUGCACCGGCCUCGGCAUGCCCCCAGAUGUUUAUCUUUCGGCUCAGUGUGAUUACGAAUUCCUCUACACGGAGACCCCUUUCUUCCGCCGAGAUCUUGCUCGCUUCACCUCACACAUCCUCGGCCAGCUAUGUCACCACAGGGCGCUCAUGGCAAAGCCGAGAACUUUUAUCAUAUCGACCACCUUCCCGGACGUGCAUGCUGCCUUGCCAAACAUCGAUAUCCUGACCGUCGGCGCAGACGCCAUCGAAAUUCGCGUCGACCUCUUGAAGGAGCCCUUAGGCAACGGCACCUUCUCUAAUAUUCCCAGCCUCAGUUAUGUUGGCGAGCAGGUCAUGCUGCUCCGCCAAAGGACAGAGCUUCCCAUCAUCCUCACGACAAGGUGUACUAACGAGAACGGGAGGUUCCCUAUGGAUAAUCCCGGGUUGUACUACGACUACCUCUAUCGAGCACUCCAAUGGGGCGUCGAGUACAUCGAUGUCGAGCUUUGGCUUCCAGAGAGCAUCAGGAAGAAGUUGUAUGAGCAACGAGGAAACAGCCGCAUCAUGUCCGCCUUCCACGACUUCUCGGGGAAUUUCAGGUGGACGUCGGACCGGGCCGAGACCAUAUUUUUGGAAUCACAACGCUAUGCAGACUGCGUGAAGAUGAUCGCCAUCAUCCACGACCAUAACGAAAACUUCGAACUCGAGUACUUCCGGUCCAAGAUCAAGACCAAGUAUCCCGACUCGGUACCCCUAUCUGCCGUCAACAUGGGCGAAACGGGUCAAUUCUCUCGGACACUCAACAAGUUUUUCACACCCAUCACACAUCCUCUCCUACCCAUCAUUGCGGCCCCCGGGCAGAUGAGCGCGGCCGAGAUUAAUCAGGCGCUGGCGUUACUGGGGCAGUUGCCCAGGAAGAACAUGUACGGCAUCACUAGCCCGGCGAUGCGCAGCGCCACGCCCCAAGCCCCUUUCUACGAGAAGUGUUUUAAUGAGCUAGGCCUACCGCAUCAGUUCGCCGUCGUGGAGUGGCAGCCAAAGACGUCUGGUUGUAUCGGAGCAUGGUGCAACCAGAGGAAUUUCGGCGGUGCUUACUUCAACCCCGCUGUCUCGUUCAAGAGCCUAGCGAGUCACAGCAAAUUCCUCGCGUUCCUCAACAACGGGACUGGCCCCACUGUCAGUGAAGCAGCCCGGCUCAUCGGUAUGGUCGACAGCAUCGUCGUACGACCAGCUGCCUCGAGCGCCCCGGCAUCCGCCCCAUCGUCGAUCCCGUCGAGCCCACAACGGCACCACAAGAAUGGGGACUCGUACACCCCCCUAGGCGCGCACCAGUCUGGCCUCCCCCCCAACACCUCUCUUGUCCUCGACAACGCCUCAUGGAAGGGCAUCUUGAGUACCCUGACCCGCGACCUUGCCCCUUCGGCGUACUUCGGAUGCGCCGCCGUCGUGCUCGCGUCCUCUGCCGAAGACGCCGCCAGCGCCCUCUUCGCCCUCAAAGCACUCAAGGUCGGCAAGGUGUACACGGUCGGCUUCAAGACGCCGCCGGCAUUCGGCAAGGACCUCCUCAUCGAACCCUUUACCAGCCUCGAAAGCAUCCAAAGAGCGCGGACGGUCGGCUCGAACGGCGCUGACGUCGGUACCGGCUCGCCAUUCCUGGUCGUCAGCGCGCUGGGCCCGGAGAAGAGCACGCUGGUGGGGAUGCUGGUCCGGCUGUUCGGGUCUCGGGGCUCGGCGAAUUCCCGGAAGGUGUUCUUGGACCUGGCAGACCGGUCGGCCUCAAGGAAGGGCGACCCGGGGUUGAUCGCCGAGCAGAGCGGGUUUGCGGCAUAUGGCGCGGCCGAUGUCACUGCCUUCACGACGGUGGAAACGUUACGCCUGCUGGUUGGGCAGAAUGUGCCGUACAGCUUUGUCAGGCUGGCCAGUGGCCGGACGUUGUUCUGAGAUGAUGUCAGCCAUCCGUCUCCCCGAGUGUUGUGAGAGCAGUGUAUGAAUUCCAGGACUCGUUGCCUCGUCGGCGAUAUUAAAGGUCAGCACGAGAAGACUUGCUGCCAGGGAGAGCAGCCCAGGGCUGGAGCGUUUGCUCUAACGCAGCUGUUACAGAUCGGCGCGGUCAUCCCGACGAACAACGAAGCGACGAGCACGAGCACCACGUCAGCC
Molecule: messenger RNA, 2670 nt
Organism: Chaetomium fimeti
Lineage: Eukaryota; Fungi; Ascomycota; Sordariomycetes; Sordariales; Chaetomiaceae
Product: type I 3-dehydroquinase-domain-containing protein
Exons: 1
Coding region: 172-2454 (760 amino acids)
Molecular function (GO): 3-dehydroquinate dehydratase activity
Source: RefSeq, a predicted model, not a curated record